GCUACCUUCACGUCCAGCGGCAGGGGCGGAGGAGAAGAGAGGGAAGGAAGAGAGCGGACGAACAAGAAAAAAAAAUCAGAGGCGGCAUAUGGGACCAACACGAUUUUUUUUUUUCACUCUUACGGACAAUGGCUUGGUGUUCGAGGUUCCUGUUUUUCCAUCGUCGUCUGGCAUCUCGGGGCGUGAUACCGCUACGGCUGGUUAUUACUCCGUGUCGCUCGACUUUUUAAGAAAGGUAAACCGUCGGAUGCCUCGCAGCUCACUCAGUUGAUUGAGUGAUGGCUUUUUCUUCGUCGUGAUAUGUGGUUCUACCGUUG
Messenger RNA from Sodiomyces alkalinus F11, 317 nucleotides. RefSeq lists its product as hypothetical. NCBI's taxonomy places the organism in Eukaryota, Fungi, Ascomycota, Sordariomycetes, Glomerellales, Plectosphaerellaceae. The record is from RefSeq and is a predicted model, not a curated record. The transcript has 2 exons. The coding region runs from base 89 to 271 and encodes 60 amino acids.